AACCCAAUAGGUAUUAUUUAAAUAUAGUAUAAUUAUCACUGAUAAUAAUUUGUUCCGGAAAUCUGUGAAUAAACAGACGUUACAGCAUUAACUUAUAUCAAGUAAGUAGGUGGGUAAUAAUUUUGUAAUCUUAUCGUUACAGUAAAUAUACUUUUGAUAGCUCCCGCACGGAAAAAUAUUUCAUAAUUUCAGUUAUUAUAGUACCAUUGCAUGGUUUUUGAAUAAAUAUGUGCAAGUGUCGGCGUUUAAUAUUUAUUAUCGACAGGUAUAUUUAACAAAAGGUAUGAAUAUUCUAUAAUUUCAACAACCAAAUCUUUACGUGUCCAUGAAUAAGUGAUAUAGCUAUACAUAAUUGCAUACUGCCAAUAUUAGUGAAGCGAUUUGUCAAUUGCUUCACUAGUAUGGGCAAUUAAGCAUUGACAUUCGCCAAAUCUCUUUUUUUUUUCUCCAAACGCAUACAUCUGGGGAAUAGCCAGCCAGUGACAGUCGCUAUUCGUACUACUUCGUUAUCAAUUAUGUUUUGAAUAUAUUAUGAUGGUAAACUAAGUAAUGUAGUUCUCAACUAAUUCAAAGGAUUAUAGGAUCAGUAGAUAGAAUACCUAAUACAUUGAAUAUCUAUAUAAGGUAGGUAGGUACCUGUUGAAGAUUGAAAAUGGCUGCUCGAUUUACCGUUGAUGAUGAUCCCACAGAGAUCGUUCAGUUCAGCUUUUUGGACCAAGAAGGUAAACUAACAAAAUCAUCUCUCAGAUCAGCUUGUUUGCCACCAUAUCCUGCUAAGUACUAUGCAAAUGGGGUCAUAUCUCUUAUAUGUCUGGUCGUAUUUCUUUUAUGGAACUACGGAAUAAUCCCAGGUACCAAAAUGGGAUUUUAUUGCAAUGACCCCCUGUUUUCGCACAAAUACAGAGGUGACACGGUGACUUCGCUUGCUCUGUGGCUAGGUUUAACAUUAAUUGUUCCUGCCUUAUAUUACGUUAUAGAAAUAACAAGACAGAAUAAUUGUAAAAGAUUGUUCACCAUGGAAUCUUUUACGGAAUUUUAUGUGUAUUUGAAAAAUUAUACCAUUGGAUUAAUUUUGUCUGAAGGACUUACUGAAAUUGCUAAAACAAUAGUUGGUGAACAUAGACCCCAUUUUUUUGACACCUGCAGACCAGAUACAAACAUAAACUGUACCGUUGGCGAAUAUAUUAUUGACUUCACUUGCACACGUACAGAUUUGCCUUAUUUGGAUCUUGUGGAUGCUUCCAGAUCGUUUCCAAGUGGUCAUUCAUCUGGUGCUUGGUGUGGAGCUUUGUUUUGCGCAUACAUCAUCCAUUCUAGGCUUCCAAUCCACAAAACAGGUACUGCCUUGAAACUGUUCAUGUUUGCCCUAAGCAUGACAUUCGGUUUAGCAUGCUCGCUCACCAGAAUAACGGAUAGAAGGCAUCACUGGUGGGACGUUCUUACAGGAAGCAUUGUUGGAAUGCUUGGCGCUGCUUUUGUAAUCGCAUUGACUCGUAGACAAGUUAGAUUGUUAAGGAAAAAGCUGUCGGACGAAGAGAGCGAUAGAAAAAAUAAGACGGAGUAUAUUGGAGUGUGAUUUAUCGUUUAUUUUUAAUGAGAUGUUAUUGAGAUGUUUGGGAAAAAAAAAAAUUGUUAGUAAUACCAUUACCUUUUCAAUUUCUGAGAACGCUGAACGUGCGAUUUAGGAAUUUAAUUCAAUGUAGAUCAGAGAAACAUAAUGUCCAGUAACAUAUACAAAAACAGAUACUUAAUUGUUUAUUAGUGCAAAGUAAUACUUUGUCGCUUGUCGACAAAAUUACUGCAAUUUCCUGAUAGCGAAAAAUUCAAUUUGGGCUCGACUCACGCACAAAAACCGUUUAUAGAUAAUACCAUUUUAAACUGUCCUAAUGAAAUCAUUAAAAGUUUGUCAAGCUCACAUUUUUCAAUUAAAAUUUAAUUAAUAUGUUUUUGACAAUUACCUACCUACCAAAAAUCAGAUUUCAGCAACAAAAAUUUCACAUAAGGUACACAAAAGAUUUUAUCUUCAUUUAGACUGGGUGUGCGGUGUGCCUCAUCUAUUCUUUUUCCUUGAUUAUGGCACAAAACACGUUUUAAUCAACCCUUUGCUGUCUUUUUUUUUUCAUAUUUUUAUGUUCAACUAUACGUUGGAAAUAAACAGUGCUCAAGACUGAUAAACACUCGAUUCGGAAUUUUCCAUAAAAAGCAGGAUUCAUGAUUGAGCACGGCGAACGUGUCUAGGCAUUUUAAGUAGAGAGAUAUCCAGCAUCGAUAAUUUCAUUAAAUAUAAAUCCCUCCAGGAUUAGAGAAAGUGGAAACAUGUUAAUGUUAUCGGAAUUAGGAGAACGAUAUUUUUGAAAGGAUGAAAAGCAUAAAAAAGCAUGGGGAAAAGUCACGAGUUGCUUGUUUGCAAACCAAUGUAAUGUUUCUCCAAUGACCACAAGCACUGUGAUUUAAAUCCUUUAAACAUACUGAUCAAAACAAGUUCUUUUGGGUUUAUGUAAAAAGGUUAUAUAUAUUUGAAAAUUUUAAUGAUGUUUUUAGAGAUGAACAGUUUUUCAAUACCUCGAAAUAUAAGGUUUACAGCCUCAAGUUCAAAAUCUGAAUGCUUCUUUCUAAUCUUCUUCUACAGCAAGAAGGCGGCAAAGAUCCUAGGUAAAUAAAAGGGGAGUUUCUCACGACAUUCUUAAAAGAACCUAAUGUUACACAUUUAUUUAUUACAAUGUUACUUUCGAAAGUUUGCACAAUAAUAAACUUAAAACCUAUUUGGGCAUUUACAAGGGUCGUCUCGGCGGGAGGAGAAAAUCAUGAUUUUCUGAAUUUAUAUAAAAUAGGUACGUGAAAGGGUGUUAUUUUUUUAUGAAGCUAGACUGAUGUUCUCUAAUUCUUGUUGAAUGUGUGUCUCGAUUUGUCCAAUUAUACUUUCGGACAAGUUACACAUUCUAAUAGGUAGACUCCUGAUUUGGAUAGUUUGUUCAAUCUAAAUUUGUUGUUUUUAAUGAGUUUACCCAAGUUGUGAUUGGUUCAGUCAUUUUUCAGAAAUAGUAUGUAAUAGAUUUAUAUUCUUGGUCGGAUAUACAUAUUCUUGGAUGAUGAAUAGGCUAAGUUGAGUGCCAUCUGAAUCAUCUGAUAACGUUUUUUUUUUAACUAAAUCAUCAAAGAAACUAACAAUUCGUUCUUGACUGCAACCUGUUUAAUAAAAUUGAUGAAUUCGCGAUCCUCUAAUUCGCUAGUAAAUUGGAUUUUAGGGAUAAAUGACAUUAAUUUAACUGCCUAUCAGUCUCUGAAAAACAAGUACAUCAAUAACAUAUCGAUGCCAAUAAAGAAAUCUUCGACCUAAUAGAGAGUUAAAUAUAUUUUUUCCAAACCAUCCAUAAGAAUUUCGUUCAGUAAAGGACACAGACCUAUCAAUUUUACCAGACAGAGGUAAAUAAUACGAAAACUCCAUUAGAUAAAAAAAAAGACGUAGCAACGCUCAUUGCGCAAGACGUACUAACUCAUGUCGGACUUACGUAUAGCAAUCCGUCCUUGUUAUUUGCACGGGAUAAAAAGGGAAGGAGGAAUUAUAUCAAUCCUUAUUUUAUCCUUGUCAGUCCACGGGCAAUGGAUAAGGACAAGGAAAUCACACCUGUACCAAAUAGCCAAUUUAAAGGCAUUGCCACGUGUUGGGCGCGCAUACAUGUAAAAAUAGAUGGGUCAGUUCCUGAGUUCUGUCGAAAUGAGAGUGGAUAGUCGAGUUCGGUUAAUCCUCAGCGAGCAGAAAGAUUACAGGCCCACGUGAUCAGAGUCUAAACUUCAAAUCGAAGAUCACAAUGGCUUCUGCCAACAGUGUAAUUUUUUAGCGCCGUAGGUUAACACAUGAAGGACACACUGGUUGAAGAACUUUCUCUUCAAACAGUUUGGAAUGUUGGCAUUUCGAGUGUUGCUCAAUCUUCCAAAGGUUGCCCAACUUAAGCCGACUGUUCGCGCUAUCUCUCAGAUUUAGCUAUCUCUGCCUAUAAGAAUCUCAUGUCUCAGAUACUUAUAUGUGUUUACUUGAUAUAUAUGAUUCGCAUGUAUUCCAAAAGUUUAGGACAUAACAUCACCCUGCCCUAUACACCGUUCAAUGGGUAAAUCAUCCUGAAGGCUUAUAGUCUUGCAGUUUUAUACAAGCUUUGGCAUCUUGAAAUACGUUUUUACUUAUAUUAACGUACCAUCGUCACCAAAAGUAUCUGGGACACAUAUAAUGCAUAAUAAUCUCCUGGACUAAUUCUAUUGUCAUUCAUUUCAAUGCAUUUGAUUCAUAGUUUGACAAAUAUUUGACAAUAAAAUUCAUAUAAUAGGACAAGAGCUAAUGUGAUGCUGUCCCAGUUACUUUUGGUGACGAUGGUACCUGCUGUGAUGUAAUCUAUAUGGUAUUUUGUUACUGUGCACAGCAUUUGUUGUUGCUCGAUAGUCACUUGUUUGUGCCAAACCCUUAUCGGAAGCUGCUUGCUCGUGCUCGUGUGGUUAGUAAAUUUAAAAAUAACUUUAUAGAUAAGAAAGCAAGCUUAUAGGAUGAUAGUUUUUUAGGUUUGUUAUGUCACCUUUCUUAUGCAUGAUUAUUAUUAAUGCUCGAUUCCUCAAUCCACUGAUGUGUUGUUCCAUUUAUCAAGCAUGCGUUGUGAAGCUUGCAGAGCAUUUUAUGUAGUAGAGUUUCAUCUGGAUUUGUAGAUUUCGCUCAGGGCUGCUCUAAAUUCAUCUACGGUUAUAUCUGAAAUGUCUUUAGAUCCUUGAUCUAUUACUGUUGGUAUAAUGAUGUUGCUAACGUUUUCUUUCGCUGUCGUGUUGCUGUGGAGCUCUUGGUGAAAAGCCCCGACCACAUUUAGAAUCUCGUCUUUGUUUGAUGUUAUUCGACCCUCUUGUUUCUUAACUUAGUUAUACGUUCUUUCUGCCUUCCGUAGUGUUCUUCUAAUUGACUUCAGAACCCUGUUUUCCUCUAUCAUACUCUUGUUAGUUCUCUCGUGUUAAACGAUCUUAUUUUGAGGGUCAUUAUUCUCG
Ceutorhynchus assimilis (cabbage seed weevil) is the source of this 5016-nucleotide messenger RNA. The record is from the annotation of a GenBank genome assembly. NCBI's taxonomy places the organism in Eukaryota, Metazoa, Arthropoda, Insecta, Coleoptera, Curculionidae.